Thermothelomyces thermophilus ATCC 42464 is the source of this 2934-nucleotide messenger RNA. RefSeq lists its product as uncharacterized. Gene Ontology annotation, cellular component: U2-type catalytic step 1 spliceosome; cytoplasm; Prp19 complex. Gene Ontology annotation, molecular function: ubiquitin protein ligase activity; protein binding. Bases 72 to 2666 code for a protein of 864 amino acids. Lineage: Eukaryota; Fungi; Ascomycota; Sordariomycetes; Sordariales; Chaetomiaceae. The transcript has 6 exons. Gene Ontology annotation, biological process: protein ubiquitination; biosynthetic process; mRNA splicing, via spliceosome. The record is from RefSeq and is a predicted model, not a curated record.
GUCCACCGGGCGAAUCACAGCAGGUAGUCCCAAAAACUGCACCCCCUUAAGCCGCAACACUCGGCGCAAUCAUGGCCGGCCACGACGCUCCGAAGCUCGACUUCGUCACCGUCGACGUCUUCACGGACACCCGCUUCGUGGGCAACCCGCUCGCCGUGGUUUUCGUCCCGGCCGCUCUCCGCGACCGCAUCGAUCAGUCGACCAAGCAGCGCAUCGCGCGCGAGUUCAACCUCUCCGAGACGGUCUUCCUGCACACGCUCGACAACGAACCCAACAGGAGCGUCACGACCCGCGAGAUCGACAUCUUCACCACCGAGGAUGAGCUGCCGUUCGCCGGCCACCCGACCAUCGGUUCGGCCUACCUGGUCCUGAAGCACCUCGGCUGGAGCCACGUCGACACGCUGCAGACCAAGGCCGGACCCAUCCGCAUUGAGUCACUCCAGGACCAGGACCAGGGCCGGGGCCAGGGCAGAGUGAGGGCGGCGAUCCCGCACGCGGUGCACAUCCACCAGCAGACGCUCGGCGGGAUCCUCGAGUCGCCGUCCGGGCCCCUCGCCAGCGCCGCGGCCGACGCCAUCCGGCAAGGCCUGUCGGCGGACGCCGACAUCCGCGCCGCCGAGCUGGCCGCCCCGGUCGUGAGCAUCGUCCGCGGCAUGACCUUUGUGCUCGUCCGGCUGCCGAGCCUCGAGCACCUGGCCCGCGUCACGCCGGCCCGCCGGAUCGACUUUGGCAAGGUGCCCGAGCUGCUGGACCAAGGCGAGUGGCACGACAGUUUCGUGUCGCGGUACUACUACGUCCCGCGCGGACAGGAGGCAGACGAGGGAGCCCUCGCGGACGACGGCAGCCGCUCGUGGAAGAUCCAGACCAGGAUGGUGGAGCUGGGCUUCGAGGACCCUGCUACCGGCAGCGCGGCGUGCGCGCUGGCGAGCUAUCUGGCGGUCAGGAACGAGGCCGUGAGAGGGGCGCGCUUUGAGAUCACGCAGGGCGUCGAGAUGGGGAGGCGCAGCGACAUUGUUGUGGAUACGGUCGCGCUCAAGGACAAGGAGUCGGGGGAGGUCAAGAUCAAGGAGCUGUUCCUGGGAGGGACGGCAGUCGUGGUGAUGAGCGGAAGCAUUGCGCGCGACAGGCUAGGUAGUCGCCAGUUGCCAAAAAGUUGGGUAACUUGCAAGUCGCAUCCAGGCCCAGGACAAGCAGACCCGAUCAGCUUCGAGGAACACGCGCAAAACAUCAAGAUGCUGUGCGCACUUUCAGGCGAGGUUCCCGAGGAGCCCGUGGUGUCGAGGAAGACAGGCACCGUGUUCGAGAAGCGCCUGAUCCUCAAGUACAUCGAAGAGAACGGGAAGGAACCCGGCACCAACGAAGAACUCGACCCCGAAGAUCUGCUUGAUGUCAAGACGAGCCGGGUGGUUCGGCCGCGGCCUCCAAACUUCACCUCCCUGCCGUCGCUCCUCAAGGCUUUCCAGGACGAGUGGGACGCGCUGGUGCUCGAGACAUACAAUACAAGGGAACAGCUGGCGCGGACGAGGGAGGAAUUGGCAACAGCGCUCUACCAGCACGACGCUGCCGUGCGUGUCAUUGCCCGCUUGACCAAGGAGCGAGAUGAGGCACGCGAGGCCCUCGCCAAGCUCACCGUUACGCCGGCAUCGGCUGGCGCGGCGAACGGCGAUGCCAUGGCAGUCGACAGCGAGAGCCUCCCCCAGAACCUGGUGGAGCACGUCCAAGAGUUGCAACAACAAUUAAUGAAGGGCCGCAAGAAGCGCCCCAUUCCCCAGGGCUGGGCUAGCUCCGAUGAAGUUGCUGCUCUCCAGCAGGUAGCGUACGCCGACCUGGCCGUUUCCCAAGCCUCGUGCCUCGGCAUCGAGUCCGACUACGCGGCGAUUGGCGGUCUGGACGGCAAGCUCGACAUCUAUUCGAUUCAGGCCAACAAGGUAGAGAGGACGAUCGAUAUCGGCGAGCCGGUCACGGCCACAGUUUGGACCGGCAGCAAGGUCAUAGUGGCGACGUCCAAGGGGUCCGUGAAGGUGUUCGACAACGGCAGCGAGACUGCCUCCUUCCAAGCGCAUGCGGGUGCCGUGACAGGUCUCUCAGUACAUCCGGGCGGACGCCUCCUCGCAUCCGUCGGCGUGGAUAAGAGCUUCAUCUUUUACGAUUUGGAUACGCUGCAGAAGGUCGCACGGGGCUACACCGAUGCCAGCCUCACCACCUGCGCGUUCCACCCGGACGGCAACCUCUUUGGCGCCGGCACACAGACAGGGGACGUCAAGGUGUUCAGGACGGAUACCGGGGAGCAGGCAGAAACCUUCCCCUUGGGGACGCCGGUGCAGACGCUCGUCUUCUCCGAGAACGGCUUCUGGUUCGCCGCGGCUGGCAAGGGCCAGUCAACGACCACCAUUUUCGACCUGCGCAAGUCGGGUGCCGCGGCUCAGGUCAAGGAGCUACAAACGGGCGAUGCCCAGGCGCUGGCAUGGGAUUACACGGGCCAGUACCUGGCCACGGCUGGGUCGACUGGUGUCACGGUGCAGAUGUACAUCAAGAGCUCCAAGUCGUGGUCCGAACCGCUCCGGACCAGUACCCCUGCGACUGCCCUGCGUUGGGGUGCAGAAGCCAAGACUCUCGUCACGGUGAGCAAGGAGGGAGUCGUGUCGGUCCUAGGAGCCAAGGAAUAAUUGUGGGCGAUUGGACGCCACAAUGGUUGUUGGGAUGGAUCCGGAUGGCUUUGUAUUUUGUUUUGUAAGAGUUCUGUUGUGCUGGGCGCCUGAAAACGUGUUCGAUACCUGCGCUGGAAGAAGACGAUUAUUCCAAUUCAGGGUGUUGUGCGGAUCUGCCGCUUUCCGUUGCUAUGUGUAGUCUGUUCAGGGGAACAUUAUUGUUAUGCUGUUCUUACGCAGUAGGCAGAGACCAGUACUGGCCUGGCUCGCUUGGUUUGUUUUGAGC